Molecule: messenger RNA, 2061 nt
Organism: Sclerotinia borealis F-4128
Lineage: Eukaryota; Fungi; Ascomycota; Leotiomycetes; Helotiales; Sclerotiniaceae
Source: the annotation of a GenBank genome assembly
AUGAGUAAACUCCCAAAGGCUGGGACCUGGAAGUUGGAAGCUUCAGGUCGAACAAAUACCGCUUCUACCAUCCGUGGGAAGAUUUCUGCUCCUAUUCUGAUACAGGACGACGACGAAUUUCCAAUUCGGUCUCCAGGAACUGGUAUAGCAACUCCUCUUGAAUCUCUUAAUGCGGAUGGAAUCGACAAAGUUAUGAGAGGGUCUACCAUUUCCGGCCGAGAUAGUGCUCUGGCACAUGGAGAUAUUGGGAUAGGUAGCUAUAUCGAACCACCCAGGCAGAUGGGAACCUCCCCUUUACCAUCCGACCGGUCAUCCCAGAAUCCCCCUACACGCAGGACAGAAAACUAUAGCGUUCCCAGGAGCUUAUCGCCUGUUGGCAGACCAUCAGGGUCAAUUCUCUCGAAGCCUGCGCGAAAGAAGUCGACCUUUAAAGGAGUGUUUGGCAAGAUAUUUGGAAAGAAACGAAAAGAUGCGCCAAACAAGAAGCAGGGCGUUGACCCUCUGCAAAGUGAACAACAUCACCGUAGUGACCCAACUGCGCUCAGCCGAAUUCCAAUGAAUACCGCAACCUCACCCAAACGUUCUACCUCCAUGCCAAUCAAUGAGUUUAAUCGAGCCCUUGGAUCGCAUUCUCCUUUCGUAGACAACAGCCUAAAGGCACAAAGUAAUACCGAGCGGGACCCAAAUCGCAUAUCUACACAAACACGAAGUACAACAACAAGAACAAAGGUCACGACGGGUAGGUUGUAUACGCCAAAUAAAACACCAGGCUAUGUGGAUUGGACAGGACUUUCACCGCGGCCUGCUAGCGCUCAGGCUAAAGGCAGUAAAGCUCCCUCUGACGAGAAGGGUUCGGGGUCAAUUGGGAUGGCAAUCACAAGUGGCAGUCAUCCGAACAGACGUUCGAGGUCUCUCGGACAAUUGCGAGAAGCUGCAAGAGUUGCGGGAGGCAUGAGUAGACGUCGCAGCGAUGAGAUUCGCUAUUGGAGAGCAAGCUACGAUCCGGGACCAUCAUCUCCCUUAUUCUCGAAUAAGGCGGAAGCGGAAGAAUCUAUAUUAAUGAACGAUCCCGAAAGUCCACGGCCGGUAGAGUCUCGGGAUAAACCACAACCGUUCAACUUUGGCCAAUUAAGUGGAUUGGCUGGCAUGAAGAUUACCCAGGCCGCUGAUCUAGCAACAAGAGUUGAUCGUAUCGAGUCUAGACUAGUUGAGAUGGAGAAAACAGUAUAUCAGAUCCUUCGGCGCCUAAAUGGAAAUGGAGAUCAUGUCACUCUCCAAGAUCCUCCAAGUGGAGCCAAAAGAAUUCGCAGUUCCUCUGCAACUCGUCCUCCAACCGAUAACUCAGAAACGACCUUGCCGGUCUUACCUCGACAUCGAUAUUGGCACGGAUUUGGCACUCCAAAUUUGCUUUCCUCAAAUAACAACACUCAUCGUCCCACAUCCUCGUCUUAUAAUUCUUACCAUCCUGACUUUGAUGAUACACACCCAACUCCAUACGUCACAACAACAGAUGAUCGUGUUCAUCUCAAAAGUUCCCACACCACCGGUCGUCCUCUUUCAACUUCAACUACUAUCCGUGGUCUUCCAUCAAACUCUCCUACAAUACCAAAAGAUGCCCCUUUGACAAUUGAGCAUUAUACCAACUUGACAAAUAUGUUCCUAGCGGAGCAAUCUGCUCGCCAGCAUCUUGAAAAUAUUGUUCUCGCACUACAACGUCAACUCGCCUCCUAUCCUUCAAUAGCAUCCACCUCAUACCCAAUCCCCGAUUCUGUCACUGGAAGCGGUCCUAUUCUCGAUACUCCAUCGUCGACUAAGAGCACAUUCGAAGGAUUUGGCGUCGAUAGUGAUGAUGAUGCAUAUGCAGCAACUCCCGAAGUCUUUCAGACUCCCAAUGAGGAAUUCGGCGGCCCAGACUUCGGGGAUGAGGUUUUCGGAACUGGAAAGGGAAACGCCAAUGGAAAUGUAAGACUGAGCGUUGACACUGGGAAUAGUGAUGUAAGGACGUUGAGUUUGAGUCAAAUCACGCUAGGGAAGGGUGUUCAGCCUAGUUUGAACUUCUAG